GCCACAGACACACCAACAGCUACAGAAUGCCGCCACAGCAGGGGAAUAGCGCGCCGCCACAGUCUGCACACCCAGAGACGUCCUCGAGUCCCUGCCCACAAAACAUGACACAGACGUUACGGCAGCGGAAGAGCGCGCGCUCAGCUGCUCGGCUGUGCUGCGCUACCUGAAGAAGUCCGCCUCGGAAGCGUGCAGCGUGGCGACGGCCCGCAAGCGGCUGCCCAUCCUGCAGUGGUUGCCCGCCUACACCUUGUCCACUCUGCUGCAGGACGCUGUGGCCGGCAUCACCGUCGGCCUCACCGCCAUCCCCCAGGGCAUCGCGUACGCCGUGGUCGCCGGCCUGCCCCCACAGUAUGGAUUAUAUGCUGGAUUUAUGGGAGCUUUCGUUUAUAUAUUUCUGGGAAGCUGUAAAGACAUUACAAUUGGGCCUACAGCCAUCUUGUCGCUAAUGACACAAGACGCACUUGCUGGAAAAGGAGUGGAUUUUGCAAUACUGCUUUCUUUUCUCACUGGCUGCAUCAUAUCUGUAUUUGGUAUAUUGCAUUUGGGUUUUCUUGUGGAUUUUAUCUCACUGCCAGUGACAACAGCAUUUACAUCAGCAGCUGCUAUUACUAUUGCAUUUUCCCAGCUGAAAGGUCUAUUGGGAAUUGGAGGCACUUCCAAUGAUUUUCUUGAAUCUUGGUCAAACUUAGUGGAAAGAAUUACAUAUGUUCAACUGUGGGAUGUUGUUCUAGGAGUCUGUACCAUUAUAGGGCUGUUAUUUUUACAGAAACUGAAUGAUAUUGACAAAGGAAGAGAUCUUUCUGGGAGUUCUAAAGCAAGGAAAGCACUCAGCAAAGUAUUUUGGUUUCUGGCCCUGAGUCGAAAUGCCAUUGCCUGUAUUGUCGGGACUCUUUUGGCAUAUCUUAUGUACACAGAUGGCAAUGCUCCUUUUUCUUUAACAGGUGAAAUACAAAGUGGCCUCCCACCAUUCUCUCCACCGCCAUUCAGUACAACAUAUCAAAAUGAAACAUAUAGCUUCCCAGAAAUGGUAUCUGCUCUUGGCACAAAUAUCAUCACAUUGCCUCUGAUUGCUAUACUGGAAAGUGUGGCAAUUGCUAAAGCAUUUGCUGGUGGGAAACCUAUUGAUGCUACACAAGAAAUGCUUGCCCUGGGAGUAUGUAACAUUGCUGGCUCAUUAUUUUAUGGAAUGCCAAUCACUGGAUCUUUCACAAGAACAGCUGUUAACCAUUCAUCUGGAGUAAAAACAACAAUGGGUGGCCUCUUUACAGGUGCACUGGUGCUGUUGGCUCUAGCAUUUCUGACCUCAACAUUCUUCUUUCUUCCAAAAGCAACAUUGUCAGCCAUUAUUUUGGCAGCUAUGUUCUUCAUGGUUGAUGUGUCUGUCAUCCCGUUGUUGUGGAAAACUAGAAGAAUUGACUUGAUUCCUUACUUCAUCACAUUCUUGGCUUGCCUCUUCAUUGGUCUUGAGCUGGGUAUGGUCAUUGGAGUUGGUGUGAAUCUCAUUUUCAUUCUAUAUGAUGCAGCCAGACCAAAAAUUAUCAUUAAGGAACGUUCUGUAUUUGACAUGAAUGUACUUCUAGUGGCACCACAGCAGAAUCUUAUGUUCCCGGGUGCAGAGUAUAUACGUGAGGAGGUAGUGCAGAUGUGUUCAGAAUCCCAACCUGCUGUUGUCAUAAUUGAUGGUGCAAAAGUGAAAUGGAUAGAUGCCACAGUUGCUAAGGUGGUGAAACUACUAAUGAAAGAUGUGACUAGUAGUGGAAGUAAAUUUCUGCUCUGGAGGUGGAAUAAGCAAACAAAAGACACUCUAAUAGCUAUGGAUGAAGGCCUCAGAUCUUUCUUUUUCUACUCUGAAACACCUGAGGAUGUUAUUAAAGAAGCUGUAAAGCCACACAGAGAAACCUGAAAUGUGCCUGAGAAUCUUGUGAGGAUGUAUCUCUCAAUGGGGUCCCCACUGUUCUGAUGGUCACUUCAUCUACCAAUAUACUUCAGUGAAACCACAAGAAGAUAUUUCCAACUACUGCAUGUGGCCAAAGUACACAGAUUCAAUGAUUCAAUGUAUCUGUCAAGAACUUCUAGCAAACCUCACUAGAAUUUAUCAGACACAUUAUUUUAAUAGCUUACAGCAGUUUGCUUCUUCAGUGUGUGCCAGAUAAGGAGAUGACCAAAUGUUUGCACAGUCUCUGAGAGUUAGGGAGAGUUGAAAGGGAGUGGGGCAGGUCUGCUCAUAUUAACUCAUACUAGUUUUGUAGUGAAUGACCAAACCAUUUCAAGAUUUCACAGCAAUGAUUCUGGGUACAAUUUUCUACUAGUCAAUAUCCAUUAUAUGACCUUGUUGUUCAAUUGACAUUAAAUUUAUAGAUAUGUCUAUGUGGCAGGACAGAAUAUGGGUUCAAUUUGUAAAGAUCUUUUUUUCCUAGGGUAUGGCCAUGGAGAUGAUUACUUCAGUUUCAUACCAAGCCAUGUUUUUUAGAUUCAGGAAAAGUUAUGAAUACAAAACAUUUGAAUCUGGUAAAAUGUUUGUUCAUACACUCAAAAUAAUUCUCUCUGUUUCACUAUAACAUACAGAGUAAAUUAAUGAUGCAACAUUUCAACUUUUGAUUGUCAUUGCAAGUAUAUUCUGUAUUUGCAUUCUUCCUUACCUGUUGCACUUAUUGUGAACAAUUAAGCAACUGAUUUUAACUUAUUCUUGGUCAAAAUUUACUUUCAUGUUUAGUUGUGUUACCAUACACUGGUGUGGUCUUCAAUAUUUGACUUUUGUUUUAAAAAGUCGUAAGUUAUUCUAAAUAGUUCAGUAUAAUUAUGCACUGUAUACAGUUUUAUACAUAAACAAUAUUAUAACUGGCAGUUGCAGCAUCUUAUUGAAUACAGUAUCAGACAAACUCUCAGACAAGAAACUAUUAUAAGUAUCCUGUUGCGAGCAAAUAAUUUAUGCAUCAGUUGUUUAAAAUUCAUUCAAGAACAAUGUUAUGUCAUACACUUAGUUGAAAUGGAAUAACAACUGUAAUUUUAAUGUCUUGAGAAAAUCUCUAGCAAUAUUGUCUCUUAUUUUAUUUUAUUGUGAUCUGCCAUGGUACCUAAUGCAAUAGCAUUUUAAUCAUUUCGCAAUAGUGACAAGUCUAUAUUUUUACAUAAAUUCAUUCAGUUGUUGUGGUCUGCCAUGGCACUGAAUGUAAUAGCAUUUUAAUCAGUCUUCUGUAGUCACAAUCCUAUAUUUUUAUGUAAAUUCUUCCAGAUGGAUAUAAUGCAUAGAUGCAAGUUCAUUUUGGAACUGGAAAAUUAUUGUUAGUUAUCUUAUUUCAACAAUGAGAUUUCUUGUUUUGUAUUACAUAUUUCAUGUUUGUCAUUUACUAUCCAUUUUAUCCACUCAAAAUUACAGAAACUCAUUCUGGUUUAUUUGACAACUCAAGAUAUGUUACAAAUCAUUCCCAGACACAGUACAAGUUGUCUUUCAGUAAACAGUCCAACCAAAGUCCAGUUCGUGCAGUGUCAGAGUACCAUCUGUUAAUAAUAGAGUCUAAAAGGUAAGUAUUCAUAAACCAAGUCCAGUGUGCAAUUCCACUCAUGGCUAGUAGAAUCGUAACUGGCUCAGACUGGUCCUUGGCUGGCUUAUAUACAGGGGAUGUCAGAGGAUGCUCCUGGUGACAAGUGCCACCCGUGUAGUGGCACCAUAGCCAUCAACACUAAUGCUGCAUCAGCUAAUCACAUUUUACAGUGACAUCAGGUUGUGCCAAUAUACGUCCCUUUCUACCCCCCUCCCCCAGCAGCAACUAUUGGGGAGAAGAGGCAUGUGGCAUAUGGGCCAGUAGAGCUGCCACCAGGAAAGAUGACAGAUUACAGGCAUCACUGCAGAAUGCUAGAGCAGAAGAAGGCUUGACAGAAGUUGCAUGAACUGUCUCAGGAUCCAAUGGUCCAUUAGGGACAUGGAGGAGGGGGCAGAGAAGCAGGAGGCGGCUGAUCGUGAAGGUAGGGAUGAAGCUGAUUUUGAUGGUGUUGCAAGGACCCAUGUGGGCAGAAAUCAUCUCACAGACCCAAGAUGGGCGCCAUCAAAACUUGUGGACAUCACCAAAAUCCCCAGCUAGGACAGAGAAGCCUCAGAAAAAACAUUUACUGGCAGAGGUGAGAGCAGUCCAAGAGGGCACAGUGAGGGCAGCCAUGAAGUCAGUCUGGCAUAAUGUGGCUUUCAAAUUGAGGGGACCUGUAAGUUGCCAGAAAAAUACAGAGGGCAUUAGGUGCAUUGUUGGGCUUCAUUUCCACCUGGAAUAGGCUCCUGAAAAUGUGGAUACAGUUUCUACAUGACUGUUGGAGGUUGAAUGAAAAAGUUCUGUAUGAAUGUGGUGAAUCCUUGUAUAGGUACAAAACUAUUCAAAGGCAUGGGGGGAGAACACUGUCCUAUUAUAUGAAAUCAUGAAGUACAUAGGUGCCUUUAAGAGCAACGAUUUUUUCCAAGGUCGUGGUAGUAGUGGCUGAAGUGACCUGGGAUGUGUGGAAGAUAAAAGGGAAUGGAAAAAGGAAUCAGUCAUAACCAACCAUGUGGAACUCAAAAAUGGGCUGGCAGAAUCUAGGCAGGUACUCUCCCACAGCUCCUCAGAACUGGGAGAGGAAGAGAACUGCAUGGUAGGAGUAGCUUGAUGGGCCUGCCAGGCAGAACAUUGGCAGACAGUGUUACCAGUGGAGUGACCCAUUAACUAUGGAGUAUGUGCAUUAACACUUAUUCACAGUUAAGUCCCAUAGUGCUCAGAGCCAUUUGAACCAUUGAACUAAUUCAAACAAGUGAAUCUGUCCAGUUAUGUUUGAAGGUGUCCUCUAGAGCAAGAGUCACUAUGUGAUCUUCAUUCAAGUACAGAGUAGCCACCAUCUUAAGAGUGACAUUUGAAUAUAUCACAGAAAGUCUUUAGAGUGGUGCAAGGUCUUUUGGAUUGUGUGGAAUGUACUGUUUCAUGAACCAUAAACCCAAAAGCAUGGAAAGAGUCUCCCCUUAAAACAUUGUCCACUCUGGAGUCCACUACCACAAUAACAUUUACUGGAUGAGUGAUUUGAUUCUAAGUAAGCAAAAGUUGUCCUAAUAAGGAUACAAGAAGGCUUGCUAGGCUCAAAGGUUUGUCUUGGCAGCCUACAAAGACAGUGAUGCUAAACUUAAGUAAGUGGUUUGACUUAUCAAUGACACAGAAGCACCAGUAUCAAGAAGUAACUCCACUGAUGUUUGUUUAUGAAUUCAUCUAAGUACAUUUUCUGAGCUGAAUUCUGAGAAGUCUAAACUUCUGUAGGUUUAUUGUUCACUUGGUUCACUUCCACAGGUUGAGAUGUAUUUUUGGCACAACUGCUAAAGCAUAUCUCUUGCAAAUGUCCCUUUUUGCAACGCCUGUGACAUGUUGCACAUAAAUGGUGCUUGCAUUACAUGCAUCAUGAAGAGAACAGUGUUUACAGAUGGGCAACAGUGCUGUAAGUGACAUACCCCAUUUUCAUUGGUGUUGUUGUUUAUGCGGUCAUCCAGACCAUGGAGAAGGCACGGGCCCUGGUGGCAUGAUGUCCACAUGACCUAUACUGGUGAGCUGACUGCCACUUCAUCUUAUUCCAUCAUAAACAAGCUCUGGGCUGCAUGGAAAGUUUCAAAGGCUUGAGCUAUUUACAUUACUUCCAUCAGAGAAGGAUUUUGGUUCCUUAUUGUAUGGUUCCUCACUUCGAAGUAGGGGUUAAGACACACUAUAACGUACCUGGUUAAAGAGCCAUUAUAGAUUGUCCAUGAAAACAUUCAAAAUUGCAAUUGCUACUUGAUCUUUGUGGGUCAGCAGCUACCAAAAUUUUAAGUUGGAAGCAAUAAUAUGUUUCUUCAUCAAGACAUGUUCUUGUAAUAACAAAAAUAUUCUAGGCAGCUCAAGUUCCAGCAGCUUUGAUAGUGGCUCUAGUUUUUGCAUUUGGUGACAGAACUUGGUGUUUCUUGGCAAGAAUAUGGUCUGUUGUCUUUCCAUGCUGAAAAUUUGGCAAACCAAAAAAUUGAAAUUAAUCAUCAGUAGUAAGUGUCUCACUCUUCACUUUGUGCAUUAAAGGGUGGAAAAACUGUAAACACAGGUAGCACAGAAGAAUUGUCUUUUGCAUUCAGUAUGGCUCGCACUGCUGCUGUUAGCUCUUGAUAACUCCACAUAGUUUGCAGUAGUGGUAGUAGUUGCUGUUGCUAGAUGGUUGAAGAUCCACAGUCUUGCCUAAUCACAAAAAUGUUCAAAGUGUGACUUGCAUGUUUCACAGGUCUCGAGUUGUCACCGCUUUUGUACAGAUGAUCUACACCCAAAACUAGUGGAGAUUCAUUCUGAUUUAAUAGACAAUUUGAGAUAUUUUACACUAUGGAUUCUAACAUUUAUCUUCAAAAGGUAUUAAUACAAAAGUAUGAGUAAAAUGAUAAACCAGGAGUUUGAAUUUUUGGUACACCUGGUAUCAAUAUUUGAAAGAAGCAUGAAGCACAUGUUCACAACUACAUAAUCAGUGUCAGUCCUAGAUAUGUGGUAGGCUCCCACAGUAGUUAUAUGUAUUACAACUAUUCAUUUUUUCUUCAAAAUUCAGUGUUGGUUGCACCAUAUGUUCAUGUCCUAAUUUGUGCAAACCUUCUACAGUUCCAUUAGGAAGUUAAACAUGGAAAAUAUUUCUUGACAGUUCCUUUAUGUGUGUUUCAAUAAUGACACUUAUAUUCAGACUAUUGAACUUCCAAACCCAUAACAGUAAUCAUCAGCAUUAAUUAUGUACUUCCUAUUUAAUCUUCACAACAACAGAUUUAACCCAGUCAUUUCAAUCACAUAGGAAAACUCUUGUCAUAUACAGUUCUUUAUAGGUACACUGUUAAUACUAUUUCUAUAUUUCACCUGGCUCCAUUCUGUUCUCAUUUUUAGCAUUCUCCAAAUCUUGCACAAUAGUGUCAAAGAUAGAAUGAGAACUUAGCAUUUAGUAAUGUUUUUAUGGAUCAUGUUAACAUUUAUGAUGAGUAAAGAUUCUACAAUUGUGGUUUAGCCUACCAGUUCCCUCAUUUGCUGAAUAAGUUUCCAACAUUAUGUAGGAAGAUAUCUGAUUUCUUCCUUUCUUAAUAUUAUGCAUAACCAAUAUGUUAUUACCAGACCUAGAUUUUCAAUCUGCUGCUGUUUUUUUUUAAAGUAUUUGUCAUACUUUUACAAAAUGUUCAAAUAAUAAUGUUCUUGAUUGCUACAAAGUCACUUUUCUAUGUGGAUUUUAUCUGCAAUUGACAUGCUUUGCUUAAAACUAUAUUGUUCGCCCAACAGCUGAAAGCUGCGUCCAGCUGAAAGCUGAGUCCAGUACAAAGUAAAGCAAAGAACACAGCCAGAAAAAAGAAUUUUCAAGAGGAGUAGGCAAGAAGCCACACAUCAUUCACAUGUAAAACUAAAUAGACAAGAUAUUUAUCUUUUAAGUUUCUGAAUCAUUGUUAAAGGUGUUGCAACUGCCAUGUUAUUUGUGUUUUUGAAAUAUUGUGUUCCAUUACCUGGCUUCCAUCCAGCAGUAUACAGCAGUUGUCAAAUGUUCAGAAUUCAGCUAUUUAUGUUUAAUUUGCAUAAUGAUUAUUAGGAAGAUAAAUUUGUUAUUUUUUCUUGUUUUUAAAUUCAAUCAACCACUUCUUUUAAAAAUAGGUGUAAAAUCUAACUGCAGUUUUUAAAAAUAUGAUAUUAUUAUAUAUUUGCAAAUAUAUUUUAUACUGAUUUGAAUCAAGGUACAAAUUGUCUGUGAUAUGUUGUUUCCAGUAUUUUAAAUAUUAGUAUAUGAUACUGCAGUCAGUAUGUGUUGAAAAGUGCACCAGAGUCUACUGAACUUUACUUAUUCUGUUUUAUAUUUAAUAAACAUAAAACUGAUAAAACUCA
This is a messenger RNA of Schistocerca gregaria, 7853 nucleotides long. RefSeq names its product sodium-independent sulfate anion transporter-like. The transcript is spliced from 12 exons. The coding region runs from base 374 to 1906 and encodes 510 amino acids. Gene Ontology annotation, biological process: transmembrane transport. The record is from RefSeq and is a predicted model, not a curated record. Gene Ontology annotation, molecular function: sulfate transmembrane transporter activity. Gene Ontology annotation, cellular component: membrane. NCBI's taxonomy places the organism in Eukaryota, Metazoa, Arthropoda, Insecta, Orthoptera, Acrididae.